Messenger RNA from Rhizopus microsporus ATCC 52813, 1281 nucleotides. RefSeq lists its product as uncharacterized. Gene Ontology annotation, cellular component: chromatin. The record is from RefSeq and is a predicted model, not a curated record. Gene Ontology annotation, molecular function: RNA polymerase II cis-regulatory region sequence-specific DNA binding; DNA-binding transcription factor activity, RNA polymerase II-specific. Gene Ontology annotation, biological process: regulation of transcription by RNA polymerase II. The transcript has a single exon. Bases 71 to 955 code for a protein of 294 amino acids. Lineage: Eukaryota; Fungi; Mucoromycota; Mucoromycetes; Mucorales; Rhizopodaceae.
AAAUAUUGUGUCACUUUUUGUUUUCUUUCGUCUUUCUUCUCUCUUCUUUAUCUUUUAUCUUCUAAACAAAAUGUCUACCGAAAAUGGAUUUGGUAUUUUUCUCGACCAACUUAUGCAGCUUUCUAAUGGCAAUAUAUAUUCAGAAGAUGAUCCAGACACCUUUUUACAGUUCACUUCUGACUUUCAAGUCUAUGAAAGUGGCACCGUGUUCCACGACAGUCAAGAGCAGUUGCCGUCGCUCAGCCAAGAUCCUCCGCUAGACCUGGAAGCAACUACGUUUGACCUUACUAGCAGCUUUAGCACCAGUACAUGCAAUUCAUCGGUGCUCACAGAUCAUGCCUCAUACGAUCCGGCGCUCCCAUGGACCACAGGGUCUCCUUAUACUUACUUUGAAUCGCUGCAUAACCGACGGUGUUUAUCUCCUGUUACUUCAUUCUUCGAGUCGCUGACAAUAGGUCAGGCAUCGUACAUGCCUGAUCAACUCAGUAAUCAGCAAAACGGUACCAAACGGCCGACAUCUCCUCUACAGCAUACCAGAAGACAAAGCGCACUUAUAUCCUCUAAAAAGCGCCAGGCGGGAUGCAGCCUUGAAGAAACUCAGUCUUCAAAAUCAACCGAUAGACAAGCGACAAACAUUGACCAGUGUCUUAACAGCCAGAAUGCAAGAACCAAGGCAAAAAGCAAGCCUGAACGCCUAUUCCCUUGUCCUACUUGCGGAAGAGCUUUCAAAAGACCUCAAGAUCGAAAUCGUCAUCAAGUUAGCCACACAGGCGAGAAAAGAUUCUUCUGCGGCCACCCCAGUUGCCAGAACAAAGGCUUUACUAGAAAAGACGCUUUGACAAGACACAUGAAGUGCCAUGAAAACUCUGGUGACAACAGGACAGAAAAGCAAAGUAGAACAGUGAAGAAAACCAAAUGUAGCAUUUCACAUAGAGAAGCUCUCUUGAAAAAAUAACACUUGGCGCAGAAUGUUCGAAUCACCAUCGUAAAACCUUGGACUUUUUAUACUUUGUCACUCAUUAUCGCGCAGACACCUCUGCUUACCACUUGAUUGGCGUCCUUUCUUUUUAUUCUAUCCCUGCAACGCUCCCUCUAUAUCGUGCUGUCAGCACUCUUGACACACACUCUGUUUAUACCACUCUUUUGUAUCAUAUAUUGAUUUUUCAAAUACAAAUGUAUAUAUUUAUAUAUGCAUCAACUAUGCAUUCUAUUCAUUAUUAUAAAGACCAUUAAGAAACAUGUAUUAUGUAAAUCAUGGAAUAAAUAUACACACAUCCACAC